This is a messenger RNA of Gymnodraco acuticeps, 6168 nucleotides long. RefSeq names its product sorting nexin family member 30 (gene snx30). NCBI's taxonomy places the organism in Eukaryota, Metazoa, Chordata, Actinopteri, Perciformes, Bathydraconidae. Gene Ontology annotation, molecular function: phosphatidylinositol binding. The transcript is spliced from 9 exons. The record is from RefSeq and is a predicted model, not a curated record. Bases 165 to 1484 code for a protein of 439 amino acids.
UGGGAGUCAGCUGACAGUUGUGGCCAACCAGCGGGUGUAACAUCGCAAGGAGACAGUGAAGGGAGAAAACAGCCUCCCUCUGUCUGUAGUAACCGUAUCAGCCGCGGAGAACCGGACAGUUGUUACCCCCCGGUACCCGGACACGUCCUCCCGCCUCCCGCAGGAUGAGUGUUGGUGCUCCGAGGGCCCUGGCCAGCUCGGGGCAGAAGCCCAUCACGGAGAUCCUCCACCCGCUGUCCGCAGCCGAGGAGCCGCUCUCCGUCACCGUCGGAGGGGACAAGCAGGAAAUGGGGCUGACCAAUGGCACGCCGGUGGAGACGUCGAGUCCCGCCUCCACGUCCUCGCUCUUCAACCGGCUGCAGCUGGACGACGACCUGGAAGCAGAUGUGCGGGACCCCUACGCAGACAGCACGGAAAUGCGUGACCUUUUCGUCACCGUGGACGACCCAAAGAAGCACGUCUCCACCAUGGAGACCUACAUCACCUACAGAGUCUCCACCAAGACAUCACGGGUGGAGUUUGACCUCCCGGAGUACUGUGUGCGGCGGCGAUACCAAGACUUUGAUUGGCUGAGGAUCAAGCUGGAGGACAGCCAGCCCACCCACCUCAUCCCUCCGCUGCCCGAGAAGUUCGUGAUGAAGGGCGUGGUGGAUCGUUUUUCGGAGGAGUUUGUGGAGACGAGGAUGAAGGCUCUGGACAAGUUCCUGAAGAGAGUUGCCGAUCAUCCCGUCCUCUCCUUCAACCCACAUCUAAAUGCUUUCCUGACGGUCAAGGACCUGAACAAGCGUCAGGGUCUCGCCCUGCUGUCCAAGGUGGGCGAGUCGGUGAAGCACGUUGCCGGGGGUUACAAGCUGCGGGCGCGACCGGCAGAGUUCUGCGCCAUGGGAGAAUAUCUGGACACCUUCAACCAGAAACUGGGAACCAUCGACCGCAUCGCUCAGAGGAUCCUCAAAGAGCAGUCAGAGUACCUGACGGAGCUGCGUGAGUAUGGCGGUGUGUACUCCAGCUGGGUGGGGUCUGAGGAGGAGCUGCGGCGCCCCCUGGAGGGUGUGGCCGGCUGCGUGACCACGAGCUGCGGAGCGCUGGAGGACCUCGGGGACAACAUGAGCCUGGACUUCCUGCCUGUGCUCCGAGAGUACGUCCUCUACCUCGAGUCCAUCAAGAAUGUUUUGAGGAAGCGAGACCAGAGCCAGGCGGAGUACGAGGGCCGACUAGAAGCAGCCAUACUGCGCAAACAGGAGGACAGAACGCCAAUGCCGCUGGAGGUGGAGAAGUGCCAGGACAAAGUGGAGUGUUUCAACGCGGACCUGAAGGCCGACUGGGAGCGCUGGCAGAGCAACAAGAGACACGACUUCAAGCAGCUCCUCACCGGCAUGGCCGACAGAAACAUCAACAGCUAUGAAAAGAGCCAGGCAGCGUGGGAGUCGCUCAUCACUCUCCUCCAGGACAAACAGACUGAGGACAAAACGAGCGAGACGAACUGAACCUCGAGUUUCUCUCCGUGUCACACACUCUCCCACGCCAAGGAGAAGAGGAGCCGCCGGGCUGCAGGGAGAAACUGCCGGACCCCGCCCCUGUUCUCCUGGAGGGGGCUUCCACUCUCGCAGAGGUCUGACCUGGGAGUGAGGUAACAAACGGUACAUUCAAGAACAGCUGGGAAAGAGGAAAGACCUACUAUGUACAGACAAUUUCCUUUUUGUUGUUUUAUUGACUUUUUCUACUUAAUAUUUCCAAUUAACAGUCGGUUGCCAAUGCUUACCUGUGUUUAUUUAACUCUUUGUCUCACUGAGGCAUUUUCUGUCUGUUUCCCCAUUUUCACAUUGAGCCAAAUGUGAAGGAUCACUCUUCAGCGUUGCAGAAAUCAGAUUAAAUGGUAAAACAUGUAUACAGAGCGUCCCCAAGAUUUAUUUUUGAUGUCAGGUUGUAAAAGCUUCAACACGGAAACAAGACUUGUGAAAUUCUCUCUCAUCUCUUUAAGUUUUGUCCAUAAAUAACAAUCAACAUCCUUUAUUUAAAUGGCCACAUGUUAUUUUUAUGCAUGUUUCAGCCCAUCAACUCUUUGUUUUUCAAAGGCAUACAUUUUUAUUGUUAAUUGCAGAGACUUAUUACAAUCUGGGGCAUCCAAGAUGUUCUACUCAGCCUUUUGUUUGUUUUACAGGCGGAGAAAAAGCAGGAAGGGUAGCAAGAUGUGUCAAAGAAAGACAAUUUGGGAAAAAAGGCACUGCUUAUUCUUGAAAGGGAAACUAUAGGAAUUAUGAUUAAUCUGUAUCCUUACAUACAUUGACAUGAAGCAAAGCCACAUUUUGUGUGGGUGUCUUAUCUCAUGUUGAACAGAGAAGUCAGAGAAUGGAUUUUGUUGGAGGUCAUUUUGUGUUUUUAAGCACAGACACACAGCAGAUUUGUUGCGAGAGCUGUGCAGCAGCUCCACCUGGUGGUUAAGAAGUGUUUCAUUAUUUUAAAGGUCCCCUAUUAGCAGGGCUGCACAUAACUGGUGCGCAUGCGCACCCCCCGCCAAAAAAGAGCACCGGAUCAUUUGAAAAAAGGCGCAUUUGCAGAGAGAGAGAGAGAGAGAGAGAGAAAAGAGGGAUGAGAGAAAAGAGAGAAGAGAGAAGAGAGAGAAAAAAGAGAGAAGAGAGAGAUAGAAAAGAGAGAGAUAUUUGCAAGUUGCAUAAUAACUGGUAAGAUAGCAGGGUUUCCUAAUUCUCACACAUAGACUUUACUUGGGCGGGCCGCCCAGGUAUAUUAACGGCCGCCAAAGUAUAAUUCGCGAGCUAUUUAGGUUUAAUUGUUUUUAAUCCGUCCACGAGCACGACGGCAUCUGCGAUCCCUCGCUCUACCCCUCGCUAUCGCCUGAAGGGUCUGCUUUAUGCGCUCCGCACAGUAACCCUGCUGCGUGCUCACUAGCGCACCUCCCCCCCCCGCUUCAUAAAGUCAAGUACCCCUCAAAAGGUCCGGUUUAAUUCAUUUUAAGGAUGCACACCAAACAACAUCUCCAGGUGCUCCUUUGAGAACCAGGGCAAAAAAGUGAUGUGCUCCCCUGCCUAUUAGGCUCUUUUUCAUCGAUACAUUAUAGGUCUCAGAUAUAUACAAAACAUAUCUCUGAAGUGUUUGGCUCGAAAUACAAAGCCAUAAACCCCUCUAUUUCAGACCUGUUCAAAAAGUGCUGAUUCUGUGUCUGUAGCUUUAAAUGCAAAUGCCCUGCCGCUGGCCACGCCCCUCUAUGAAGUGAUUGGGUUAAAAAAAGAAAACACUCAAUGUCACUCAGGAUAUUCAGGUGAUAAGGUGUGGGGGGUUACCUUGGUUGGUGAUUGGCUGAUGGUUGCACAACCCAAAAAACAUUUUGACAUCACAAAGUGGCCAAAAUCUGAUCAGCUCAUUUUCAGACAGGUUUUAUAGAUGGUUCAGGACAACAAGUGAGCAAAUCUUUUUUUUCCUGAAACUUUCAGAAUCUCCUUUUUGCAUAAUAGGUUUAAAAGAAAACCGUGUGCUUCUUCUGUUGAUGUCAUAUGUUGGUUUUGUCAUGGCCAUUUAUCUUCAUAAAUUCAUGCUGUGAAGAUUUCUCCAGACUCGGUUGAGGAUACUAAAUGGCACAACAGGCAGACCUAUCCAAUGAAAAGCACAAAGAGGGUAAAGGUGUAUUCUAUUCAAACCAAGGAAUACUAAUGGGGGUCAACUUUUUUGUAAAACUUUUUAAAUGAAAUAUAAUUUUCUCAGAACCACCUGCCACAGAGACUCGUUUAGAGAACGUUUUGCAUUGGGAACAUGAUGGGGCUGGAGAGUGACGUAACACAUGUCUGGAAAUGAUCAGAAAUAACCGUUUGGAGGAGAGUUUGAGACUGUCGAGUCUGUUCAAGUUUCCAUUGGUGAAUUUCUCAAAACUGCUGACACUUCUGGCAUUCAGAGGAACCAGCAGCACUGAGGCUUCUGGUCAAUCUGUGUCAUAUUAACACCAGAGGGAAAGAUCAAGCAGCACUCAGAGGAGUUUGGGAAAUCAGAGCCAGACAUUGCAAAAACUGCUUCCUCUGCUUUAAAAACUGUAAUGUGGAAAUGAUGUGCUCUUUGGUUCUGAUUGUGAAGAGUGGCUCAGCUCUGACUCACGGGAAACAUUUAGUCUUUUUCAGAUUCAGCAGCGUCACGCUUUGUCUUUUCUCCAAAUGUUGCUGAUGCCUUAAAAUCCACUCUGAGAUGUUCUGUAAUACGUCAACGUCUAACAUUAUUUGCUGAACCAGCUUGACUUAGUCAUGAUCGUUUAUCGCUUCUCCUGAAAUUGUUGAUCAUUUAAAUGUCCUUAUUUUUCUCUGUCCCCUUUGCUUUACUGCUAGUUCAUUACCCUCAACAUAAAGUAGUGAAAAAAUCCCACCAAUGAGGACCAGGCAUCUUCCAAAAACCAUUUACAAACACGCCGAUUUGAACUUUUUUCCAUUUAAUUGCACUACAAAAAGUGUAUUUUCCCAACACAUGUCAUUAUUUAUUCUGUUUUAUAAAGAGAUUCUUUAGCGUAAUAUCAUUUAUUUCAGACUUUAGGUGUUGAUUUGAAUUUCUGUUCCUGUGUUUUUAUAUAUUUGAAAUGUCUUUCAGUCAGAUCCUCUUUUAAAGGCUGAUGUCACAUUACUGUCGUCAGUGCAGCAGAGUGUGAGUUCUCUAAGAGGAGAGGAAGUAACUGGUUUCACUACUCGAUCAGUUCUCUUUUUAUUUGUUCGUUAUGUUUUCCCCUCAAUCUUUAAAAAGCAUUGACCAGAUACUGUUUCCAAUUUGACAUCAUCAGGCAGCAAGAUGGGGAGAAGGUCUACGGAUGUGCCAAAUGUCUAUUUGUUUCCUUAUAUUGAAAUCCAUGGCAAAGAAGUGUUCAUAAAAAGAGCCUCUGUCACUAGACUGUAAAAGAAGACCACCAUUUUUAUCAGCAAACCACUGCUUUAAAGGAGCAUUUCCAUGUUAAUUUAAGGUUUAUGUUCCUUUUCUACAUUUGCAAUCCUUGUUGGGUUGAUUGUCACAUCUUAUAUGGACAUCCACCACAAUUUAAGAUAUUUAAAAUGAUUAAUCCAGCAGAGUAAGUCAUUGUUGUUUGAUUAGUGACUGCUAGAAUUCAGGAAGGACAGUGCAUCCCUAUCAGGCACAGUUUAGAGUUUUGACUACUAUGAAGCAAUUUGUGUUUGUAUCACAAGAAACACAGUGUUUUGGUCAGAAGAAAUAAAAGUGAUCUUAGAUUUGAACACUUGGAACCUUUUGUUUUGAUUGUUUUAUCAAAUGAUGGCAUCGGUGCUUUAUGACUCUCCUGCUGUCUGGUGUAGAUGAAGUGACCGAGCAGGAACACUUUUGGGAUCAUUCAGACUGGAUUUUAUAAUUUUUUUGCUCUUAUCGCAAUAUACUGUAUAAAGAUAAUAAUAUACCCCAAUGUUAAGGUGAAUUAUUUGGUACAGCUGAGUCUAUUUUUGUAUAAAAGAAGCAGGUGAUCGUUGUUGGGUUUUUAAUGAGCAUAUGAAUAACAAGGGAUUAUUGGAGAUUUGUACAUUUUGCAUAACUGGAAUAUAAAGAAGAGGCUUUUUUUAUUUAUUUUGAUGCUCAUUGGAACCCCAACGAUAGUAAUCUGAUCCAUGAUGUUAAUCUGAUAACCUGUUCUUACUCAUAGUCAUUGUAAAUGUCCCAUCUUAUACUGUGUGCCUGCUGAACCUUUGCACUAUAUAUGUUGUUCCAACCCAUGACGGAUAUGUCUGCUAAAAACACAUUUAAGCAAAAAACGAAAUUAUUUUUCAUUCACUUGCCAAAAAAAGAAAAUGCAUACUCAGCUAGGUUUUAGGGACGAUGAUAGCUGACACAUCCUGUGAAGAGUGGGGAGACACCAUUUUGGUUUUUCUUUCAUUUAUAAUCCAAUGUUUCCAAGCCAAAUGUCCCUGUUUUUUCAUCCUGUUUUCGAACCACACAUGAAUGGAAAACCUGAUCCAUCUCACCUGUUGAAAAUCAGCGUCUUAUGAACGUGUGGAUCUAUCUUUGGUUUCCUCCCGAGUGUGUACUGUUUACGUUCAGCCCUGCAUUUGAAUGUUAAUAAUAUCCUGUUGUACUUAUGAAUAAGCUUGUAUAUUGAUGUCGUUUUGAUGCAAUUUAUCUUUACCUCAAAUGAUUGUUUUGGAUAUAUUGGACCAACAAUAAAAAGAAAGAAUGCGUUUGAUACUC